Molecule: messenger RNA, 2551 nt
Organism: Cyprinodon variegatus (sheepshead minnow)
Lineage: Eukaryota; Metazoa; Chordata; Actinopteri; Cyprinodontiformes; Cyprinodontidae
Product: segment polarity protein dishevelled homolog DVL-3-like
Exons: 14
Coding region: 2-2230 (742 amino acids)
Biological process (GO): canonical Wnt signaling pathway; intracellular signal transduction
Cellular component (GO): cytosol
Molecular function (GO): frizzled binding
Source: RefSeq, a predicted model, not a curated record
GAUGGUGUGUGGAGGAGAGCAUCAUCCAAGCCCCACUGCUGCUGGACCGACACAUCUGGACCAGAACCGGCCUGGGAGCAGCUGUGGCUCCGGUGGGGGAGGGGGGCGGACCAGUAAGGUGGUCACGUGGGCAGAGAGAACCUGGACAAAGGCGCGCGGGGGGAACGGAGGCGCGCAGGUGUGUCUCAGCAUCCCUGCUGUCGGAGAGCGUGCGGGGCUUCCCGGGGCCAGCAUGGCGGAGGAGACCCGGGUCAUCUACCACCUGGAGGACCAGGAGACCCCCUACCUGAUCCGGAUCAACGUGCCCGCGCAGCGCGUCACACUCGCGGACUUCAAGCAGGUGCUGAACAGACCCCACGCCAAAUUUUUCUUCAAGUCCGUGGAUGAUGACUUCGGGGUGGUCAAAGAGGAGAUCAGUGAUGAAGAAGCUCGGCUGCCCUGUGUGAACGGACGAGUCGUCUGCUGGGUGGUGUCAUCAGACACUUGUCCUCCAGAUUUCAGGGGGUCAGACACCUAUUCUGUGGCCACGCCCUCCAGCUUGGCCCCUCCCCCCAUUGAGAGGACAGGCGGUAUUGGAGACUCCAGACCUCCGUCCUUCCAUGCUGCAGCUCUCUGUCAUGAUGACCUUCAGGGGUCGGAGGUCAAAUCUCCUACUCCCCCUUCAGAGAAGCUCCAGCGGAGAGAUGUGGGCAACCGAGCAGGACACCCAAAUGGACACGUCCACCGAGCGGCCGAUAAAAAAGGGGCGGGGCCAGCAGGCGGAGGUGACAACUCAUCGAACCAACAGAGCAGCGAGUUAGAGACGACCAGUUUCUGCUCAUCGGAGGAAGACUCAGGAGGAAGGUUUAGCCAAUCAACAGGCCAGAGUAGCUCCUCACCCAGACUCAUCAGGCGACAGCGGCGCCGCCACCGAAAACCAAAAACACCACGGAUGGAGAAGUCGGCGUCUUUCAGCAGCGUUACUGACUCCACCAUGUCGCUCAAUAUCAUCACUGUAACCCUCAACAUGGAGCGGUAUAACUUCCUGGGUAUCAGCAUCGUGGGUCAGAGUAACGACAGAGGAGACGGAGGGAUUUAUAUCGGCUCCAUCAUGAAGGGAGGCGCCGUUGCUGCGGAUGGACGCAUCGAGCCCGGAGACAUGCUGCUGCAGGUUAAUGAUAUCAACUUUGAGAACAUGAGUAAUGACGACGCCGUCCGAGUUCUGAGGGAGAUCGUCCACCAACCAGGUUCAGUGACAUUAACUGUGGCUAAGUGCUGGGAUCCAAACCCACGAAGCUGCUUCACACUGCCAAGAAGUGAACCAGUGCGUCCCAUUGACCCGGCUGCGUGGGUGUCCCACACGGCCGCCAUGACUGGGAAGCUCCCCCCACAUUACAGUACGUCCCCAAUCUGCAGCAUUCCUCCACUGUUGACCUGUCCAUCACACACAGCUUCAUGUCCUCCAGGCGUUCACGAAGAAAAUCAGCUCAGCAUCCACAGUGACAUGACAGUGAUUGUCAAGGCCAUGGCCAAUCCAGAGUCAGGGUUGGAGGUUCGAGACAGGAUGUGGCUGAAGAUCACCAUUCCCAACGCUUUCAUAGGUUCAGACGUGGUGGACUGGCUCCACCGUAACGUCGAAGGUUUUACUGACCGACGGGAAGCUCGGAAGUACGCCGGAAACCUUCUAAAGGCCGGAUUCAUCAGACACACUGUCAACAAGGUCACCUUCUCUGAGCAGUGCUACUAUGUGUUCGGAGACCUGUGUGGAGAUCUAGCUGCAAUGUCUCUGCUCGACCAUGAAGAAGGGUCCAACCACGAAGGAGGAGGAGGACCCAACUGUGACCCGCCAGCCUUUCCUUAUCAGUAUCCCAUACCGCACCCCUACAGCUCACCUCACCUGCUACAUCAGCUGCCGGCUUGCGAAGCAGGAGGAGAAAGAAGUCAUCAUAGCGGAGGAAGUCGCAGCAGCCAAUCAGACUUCAGCGAUGAUCAGAAAGAGGGGAAAGGAAUAACCCAGAAAGAAACUGCCAAACAUGAAGCGAACAUUCAGGACAUGAUGGCAGACUGCCUGAGUGAUGGAAGUGCUCAGGGACCGCCCACUCACUUCUCUGGUUCCCAUGGCGACAAAGACACCCUGCCUGCAUCUCAAGGUCAGCACAACAACUUUUCAUCAAUCCAACCGGAAAUCUCUCGACAGUCUUUCCGCCUGGCCAUGGGAAACCCUAGCGACCUCUUUGUGGAUGUCAUGUGACCGACGUUAAUAAUGGCGUUAACGAUAUCAUGUCCAUUUAGGUGACCUGGAGACAUGUUAAAUAAGGCAAAGGAUUUUUUUUGUUUUUACUUAAGCUGAAAUGAGAGAAAAACUUAAGGCACAUUCAAUCACUGUGAAGAGCUGAUUCUAAGGAAGGCCUGGAUCUGACAAAGACCUGGACCUUACAGGAACUAGAACAAGAACUGGAACCAGACCUGGAUCUAACAAAAAUGUAGAUGUUAAAACACCUGAAGCUGAACGAUAUGAUCCUGGAUCCGACUCCUCAGAUCUGGAUUCAACUCAGAUCUGGAUCGGACUCAG